Nothoprocta perdicaria is the source of this 2616-nucleotide messenger RNA. It is a transcript of the gene LYSMD3, whose product is annotated as LysM domain containing 3. The transcript is spliced from 3 exons. Lineage: Eukaryota; Metazoa; Chordata; Aves; Tinamiformes; Tinamidae. The record is from RefSeq and is a predicted model, not a curated record. The coding region runs from base 1 to 780 and encodes 259 amino acids. Gene Ontology annotation, biological process: Golgi organization. Gene Ontology annotation, cellular component: Golgi apparatus.
AUGCCUUUCUAUGAAUUUAGCACAAAGGAGCUCGAGGGGUCGGAGCUGCGGCCGCGCGGCAGGGAGAAGGUGCGCAGGAGCACGUCCCGCGACCGGCUGGACGACGUGGUGCUGCUCACCAAGGACAUCCAGGAGGGGGACACGCUGAACGCCGUGGCGCUGCAGUACUGCUGCUCGGUUGCAGACAUCAAGAGGGUUAACAAUCUUCUCAGCGAUCAAGAUUUUUUUGCGCUGAGGUCCAUCAAAAUUCCAGUGAAGAAGUUCAGCGUGUUGACUGAAACGCACAUGUCUCCAAAAGGAAGGGCGGCUCUGCGGGCUGCCCACUCCUCCUCGGAGGCACAGGGCACCUCGUCGCCUUCUGAUAAAUUCUCUGCUAAUGAGACUGCUGGCAACUUCUUAAAAGAAGUGGAUCGUGAUAUAGAACAAAUAGUGAAGUGUAAUGAUACAAAGAGAGAGAACCUUGAUGAAGUUGUUUCUGCCUUAGCAGCCCAACAGGUCUGUUUUGAAACUGAUGGUAAAGCUAAGAAAUGCAAAGAUCCGUAUUAUGGAGCAGAUUGGGGUAUAGGCUGGUGGACAGCUGUAGUGAUUAUGUUGGUUAUUGGCAUAGUAACUCCAGUUUUUUAUCUUCUGUAUUAUGAAGUUUUAGUGAAAGCAGAUGUCAGUCACCAUUCUACAAUGGAAUCUUCCCAUGCAGGUGUCACAGCACCAUCGCACCAGAAACACAUAGAAAAUGGAAUUAAUUCAGGAAAUAUUAUAAAUGUUAAUCGAGGAUAUAAAUGACAAUCAACAGGAGCUUCUGCAUUAUGACUGAAAGCCCCGUACAAGUGUUAUACACCUAGAUACAUAACUUUGCAUUAUAUGAGGAGGAAACCACAAUGCAAAGUGCAUCAGGAAUGCAGAAAAAGCAUUUGAAUGAUGUAUGGUUUGUAUUUAUGGGCAGUGUUCCAUUAUAUGGAUAUUGGUGUGGCUCAUGUAAGCUCUGAAUAUGUCUGAGGUUAGAGGAUUUUAAUGCAAGAUUGGAAUACAAAUGAAGAUAUAUAAAAUGGUCUCUGAAACUUUGCACUUUUUCCUAUUUUGAUAAGCUUAGGUUUUCUAAUGGCGAUGUGAGAUAGUUUAUUUUAAACUAACCAAACAACUCUCACUGUACCUUUUCAAUCCUAAAAUGGCUAUCUGGGGAUGUCAAACUUUUAAAUGUGUUGAAAUAUUUAUAUGGUGCAUAGUACAUUGGACAUUUUCAAGAUCAAGUUUACAGUUAUCUGUUAAAACUGCAUUCUCAUUUUAUUUUUAUAAGAAGUAGCAUGAAACAAUCAUUCCAUCAGCUGCCACUAUGAAGUCCUCUUUCUGUUAAAAGUGUUUUUUAUAGAGGCAGGAGCUAAUACUUAAGCUGGAGUCUUUCUUUUUUUAACCUGUGGUCUGCCCGUUCUUUAAUCCUUUUCAGUACAAGUGAUAAGCCAGUUUGAUAACUCUGUUUAUGAUCUUGUGCCUCCACCCAGUCCAGUUGAGACAGUCUUCGACUAUAGUAUCCAGCCAAUACUGACAGUCUGCCUGGAGUCCUCUUCUGUUAGCUUAAAAUGAAAGAGGAUGUAUAGCAUCUCAUUCUGCUUCAUUUUUUAUCCAUAUGGAAUUUUCUCCCUCUCCACAUAAACUCAGUUCAGAAGCAACUGCUUUGUUUCAGAGAGCUGUUAUCUGGGGUUUCUGAAAGUGCCUGUUUUCAUGCACUCCUGAGCACUCUUCCUGAAGCCUACCCCAAAGCUCUGAAAACUCCCAUAAAAUGCAGCAGAAGGUAGCAGUUGCAGCUUGAAACUGUUCUUUAGCAUCUUCCCAUCUUUCCCUUUCUGGAAAUGCUACUAUAUUAAGAAAAGAAAUCAGACUUUUCCUAUAGAAAAGUAAUACCAAGAGAUACUAUAAGCUCCUGUGUGCCUUGUGGAAUAAAAUUUUCAUUGUCCUCUUUAAAAUUAAAAUUCAUUAUCAAACCCCAAGUUAAUUGACUUAAGACUUAAGGUGAAGAGGAAGAAUAUCACUCCUAUUUUUUACCCUAUGCUUUCUCCUUCAAGCGUCUUGGCAAUGUAUGCAGUAUAAAAUGGUGAAUUUCUUUGCUGAAGGUAUUUGAAAGUGCUUUAUCAACUAAAAUUUGUGAAAGUUAGGACUCCUGCCCCUGUUGUCCUUCCCUUCAUGCUGAACAAGUGUAUGAGCCUGAAUCUGGUAACUUUUGAUGUAAUUUAAUGAAACUGAAUUAGAUCUAAACCUUGAAGUGAAAUUAUUUACAAACGUUGAAUGUUGAAGUACCAAUUUUUCUCAAGGUUGUAUGAGAACACGGCAAAACUUAUGGUGGCUUUUAUGAUAGAGCUUCUGUGUUUAAAACUUUAGAAGUGAACUUUAGAAACCUGUGACUUGCUGUAGCCCCAAAGGACCUUUGGCACAUUAAGACAAGUGUUUUCUUUGUAGGGCUGGAACUGUGGACGUAAUAUGUAAUGUUGUGCUGCAAACCUCUUUGCUGUUUUUUCCUUUUUUUUCAAUCUGUUUCUGUAAUCUCGAAGUUUUUGCUACUUUAUCUUCUGCUUUCCUAUAAAACUGAGCAACAUGAAUUUAGGCUUAUGUUGCAUAUUCAAGCUAGCA